GGCACUUUCGGCGCUGCUCCUGGGGCCGCAGGACGCGCAGCGGCGGCGGCGGCGGGAAUGGCGCGGCCGGCCAGGAGCAGUUCACAGAUGACACAAAGAUGGGAGGAGCGGCCGAUACCACAGAGUGCUGUGCAGCUCUUCAAAGGGACCUGGACCUGGACAGGUUGCAGAGAUGGGCAGAGAAGAAGUGUCUAAAAUUCAACAAAGGAACAAGAAAGUUGUUGAUUAUUCUCAGUUUGGGGAUUUGGAAGAUGAUGAUGAAGACUUUGCACCUUCAAGCAAAAAAUCUAGAACACAGCUCAAGGAGUCAAAGAAGGAGAAAAAAGAGAAGCCAAAAAAGCCCAGAGAAGUGACUCCAUCACAGACACUUAAUAAGAGGUUAUCCUUGGAUGACAAACUUUAUAAAAGAGAUUUGGAAGUUGCCUUAGCCUUGUCUGUGAAAGAAAAAUCUACAAAUCCCCAAGAGGUGAAAAAUUCAGAAGAACAAGGUAAGACUAUUGAAUCAGAAAAUACACAGAGGAGAUCCCCUUUUUCCAACUGCAGUGUAGACAGUGAACUUUUAGGUCUCAAUCAGGUUAUGGAUGAUGACACACCUGAUGGUGAUGGGAGGCAAAGGACAGCAGCAGACAAAGUUCCAGUACAUCACAUGUCAUUGGUAGUUGACAGUGAUGACAGACCCCAUGAUCUGGACUCUGAGCCAGAGUCUGUACCCACAUCACCUAUAGUUUCUCCUUCCUGGAUAACAGAACAGAACUCUGAGCCAAGGCAGAAGGUGAUGUCCAGUCCCUCAGAAGCAGCAGGGAGACCUCUGCAUGCAUCAAGUCCUGUCACAGACAAAAAGCCUAAAUGGACACCACCAGCUCCAUCAGGAAGCAGUAAUGUGAAAUGUGUUCCUGUUAAGUCACCUACUCAGUGCCUUAGACUUGGCCUCUCCAGACUGGCAAGAGUCAAACCUCUCCAUCCCAGUGCUACCAGCACAAAUGGCCAGUGAAAAAGUGCCACACAGAGGAGAAGACUGUGGAAAGGGUUUGGCGAUAAACAGAGGGUGGGCAGCAUCCUGGAAUCAGCCAUUUUGGAGGAUGUGUUACGGAUGUGUCUGAUAUUAGGAUGAGUUUUUAUUCUGCAAAUUACUGGGUAUCUUUAAGUGCUACUCAAUAAUAACGUUAUUUAAUCAAAAUGGUUAAUCUGGGCCACCAGCUUUUUGAUGUAUUAUAUUCAGAUAUGUUGGUUUGUGAUAAUUUUAAUUCUUUAAUACCUAAACUCCUGGCAUUAGCAUAGUCUAGACAGCACUAUGGCAGCAUGAAUGAUAGGGAAAUGUUUUUUAGAAUUUUGUAUUUUUAAAAAAAAGUGUAAAAUAAAUUAC
Molecule: messenger RNA, 1363 nt
Organism: Poecile atricapillus (Black-capped chickadee)
Lineage: Eukaryota; Metazoa; Chordata; Aves; Passeriformes; Paridae
Product: RAD51-associated protein 1-like
Exons: 9
Coding region: 173-991 (272 amino acids)
Biological process (GO): double-strand break repair via homologous recombination; interstrand cross-link repair
Molecular function (GO): double-stranded DNA binding; single-stranded DNA binding
Source: RefSeq, a predicted model, not a curated record